ACUGCAGACAGUACAGGGGAUGACCAGAGACUGUGGGCACAGUACAGGGGAUGACCAGAGACUGCAGACAACAGUACAGGGGAUGACCAGAGACUGGGGGCACAGUACAGGGGAUGACCAGAGACUGCAGACACAGUACAGGGGAUGACCAGAGACUGCAGACAGUAGUGGGGAUGACCAGAGACUGCAGACACAGUACAGGGGAUGACCAGAGACUGCAGACAGUACAGGGGAUGACCAGAGACUGCAGACAGUACAGGGGAUGACAAGAGACUGCAGACAGUACUG
This is a messenger RNA of Staurois parvus, 288 nucleotides long. Lineage: Eukaryota; Metazoa; Chordata; Amphibia; Anura; Ranidae. The record is from the annotation of a GenBank genome assembly.